UCGACGCUACUGUCGCGUCGUUGUCGUGCUGCUGUAACUGAACUUUAAACAUUUCCAAAUGUCAAACUCCGGCUUGUUCAACUACGGAAAAUUUUGGCUACUUUGCAAAUUACUAGAACGGUUGACGUUAAUAGAGAAGACGCAUUAAAUUUACGCUGGUCACAUCUCAGGGGUGUUUUCAGUCUGGUGAUGGGGUUCUGGCAUCCGCUCACCAAUCUCAGAGAUUAUGUAUCCCAGAAUCCUCCGAUGGUGACUUUUUUCUUGUGCCUACUGACUCUGGCUGUCACCUUCAUCUCCCUCAGCUCUUACAGCUACAGUCACAGUGUGCCUAACCCUGACACAGCAAAGGACUGGAACCAUCUGUUGUCCUCCUUAUCACAAUUUCAACUGUGUGUUAACGCCAAUGCAAGUUCACCUGAGCUUGUCUCAUCAGCCCCCUCUCCUCUGGUAAAAAGAGAUGCUUCAGUUCACCCCAGAAACACUCCAUCUGUAACCACUUUACAUCUCAAGGUUCCUCUGACGGUCACUUCACACUCAAACAGUGGCUCCUUAAAAGAUUUGGCUCUACUCACUGCCUUUAACAGCAGUCAGCUUCAUCUUGGAGGCAAUGACAGUGUUAAUAUGACUCUAGAGGUUGUUUCUGGAAAUGACACUUACACCUGCCUCACCAUAAGUGCUCCAACUCACCUCCUGCCCAUGAGCCUACUUCCAUUAGAGUGCACUGCAUCUGAGAAAAACAUUUCACCCAUCCGUGUGGAAGCAAAGAAACAGCUGCCUACAGGGUCACAAACCUGCUACAGUUUACACUCUGAAAAUGACCCUUCACUCACAGUUAUGUUAACACAGGAGGAGAGGAAUGUGGCAGUGCGACAUCUGUUGGAAGUUAGUGUGUGUCUGCUUGGAGUCUGUGUGAUUCUCUGUUUAGCUGCCAGUCUGACACAUUCACUUGUACGACGCCACCACUGGAAUGGACUAGAUCUUCAAAAUGAGCCCUUAAUUGACAGCUGAAUGUUCCCCUGAAGAAAUCAGUUGUCAAAUAUGAGAGAAGAGCAAUAUGAAAUGCCAGUUUCACAGGGACAUUCUGCUGAUUCACAAAUAACUUCAUCAGGAGUUCUCUGUCAGUGAAUACAUUUGUAUAUCCUCUUGACACAGCUCUCUAACGCUGGAGGAGGAAUGUUGUUGACGUCAUCAGUCAUCUCAACUUGGGUAUGAAGGCUUAUUAUUACGUAGCAAAUCUCAAGCCAGGCUUACUCAGAGGAAACAGUACAGGCAGUGUAAAAAUGACCAUUUUAAUGUUUUUUUUAAACUGGUUUCCUAACUCUUAGAAAGAGCAACACUUAAUCAACCUGACCGAUCAAUUGACCUGUUUUUGACAGAGGAGGAGAGUAUUACGUGAUGGACCAUGGUGCAAUGGGAACAGCCCCUCACUGGCCAUACUCAUACCUUCGGCUGUUAGUUGAUCACUGUUCAGUCUUUUGGGGGCAUUUAUGCAACCAUGUAGUUAUGCAUUCCACUGAAAUUGAAAUUAUUUGUCUUUUCCAGUUCACACAUUUCUCAGAAAUACUCUCAAGUUGCAUUGAUGCAUUAAGUUUUGUUUAUGUGUAAAACAAUUUAAAUGAAAAAAUGAAUGUGUUUUAAACUGAAAGAAGAAAUAUUACACACUCUAUUCUAUCAGAAAAAAAUAUUUCUCUUCAUACAGUUUACUGGACCAAAUACUUGGAAGUACAAUGCUGUUUGCCUCUUUUAAUUUACACGUUUUUAACAUUUACAGCUAAUUGUUUCCAGAUACAUUAAUGCUUUUUAAAAUGAACUACAAUCUGUUUUACUUGCCCAAGUAUUGAAAUUUUCAGAAGUGAGUGAUGGAAAAAAGCUAAAAGAAUGACCCCUAUCUGAACUUUUGAGUAACAUAAGGUUAACAUAAUAUAAUAUAAGGAAAAUUUAAAAAGUUUAAUUUGUGCUAAAGUUGCCUUGAUUUAGCAGAGUUUUUUUCAAUUUGUUUUCUUCUACACAAUAAAAAGGAUACACCUGUAAAGUUUUCACAUCAAGUGACUGAUAGAAACAGUUCAGAAACAGGAUGACUGCAGGCAUCCUACAUUCCAACUCCUUUGUUCUUGAUUUUACAAGAAUUAAACAUUA
Molecule: messenger RNA, 2136 nt
Organism: Cheilinus undulatus (humphead wrasse)
Lineage: Eukaryota; Metazoa; Chordata; Actinopteri; Labriformes; Labridae
Exons: 7
Coding region: 190-1008 (272 amino acids)
Source: RefSeq, a predicted model, not a curated record